AUUUUUUUCUGACAAGCGGUAGUCACGCGGUAGUCUUUUCGGAAUUUCGGACACCUGCGGCGAAGUGGCGAAUUUCAACAUUGCGAAAAUUUGACAAUCAGCUGACAAGCAAACUGUGGGGAAAACAAAGCAGUAAAUUUUAUGUUGCACGUAAAUUCGUGCUAUUUUCACAAAUUUCACUAGUUUAUCACCAUGGACGAGACGGAUGAUGUGUUUAGAUAUGUGUACAGUUCAUCUUUGGACAAUCGGGUGUGUGUUAAAGUGGGAACCUUCGAGGGUUUUCAGCAUAAACCGUGCUAUGAGAAACUCCUGGAGGAUCCAAUGCUGCGAUUCUCAGGCUUGUACACAGAAACCUGCGCUCCGCUUAUGGUGAAAUUGCAGCUGUGGAACAAAGGAAAGCCCUAUGGAGUUGCCGUUACGACCUCAUUCAAGGCAUUCACAAAACGCUGGAACUGGAAUGAAUGGAUCACGCUACCCGUGGAGAUGCGUGAUCUUCCCCGAACAGCUGUGCUAACCUUCACAAUAUUGGACUAUGCUGGUCCAGGGAGGACGGUGAAUGUAGCAGGAACAUCCAUAUCGCUUUUUGGAAAAAGUGGAGUCCUUAGGCAAGGCGUCUAUGAUUUACGUCUAUGGCCAGAUGUCGCUGGGGAUGGCAAUGUACCCAGUACGACACCGGGAAAGGGGAAAGAUGCCAGCAAAAAUCAAAUGCAGCGACUGGCAAAACUGGCCAAGCGCCACAGAAAUGGACAAAUGCAGAAAGUUGACUGGCUCGAUAGACUCACAUUCCGGGAGAUUGAGGUGAUCAAUGAGAAGGAGAAGCGACAAUCCGACUACAUGUACUUAAUGGUAGAAUUCCCGUCGGUCUUUGUCGAUGAGAAACCGUGCUCCAUAAUUUAUUUUGAGCCUGAUGGCGAUCAAAAGUACACCUUCAUCUCCAAGCCCAAACUAGUAACAGUUCCUGAUCCUGAGAUUCUAUUAGACAAUUUAGUGGAAAAGAAACAUCAUCUGCUCUCGCGUUCAGCACGAUCGGGACUCUCUGAUCGGGAUGCAAAGCCCACAGCUGGUGAUCGUGAUAUCCUUCAUACCAUUGUCUAUCGCUACCCACCCACUUACACACUGUCCAGCGAAGAGCAGGAUUUGGUGUGGAAAUUCAGGUUUUACCUGAGUAGUCACAAAAAAGCCCUUACCAAGUUUCUCAAGUGUAUCAAUUGGGAGACAACGGCUGAAGUGAGACAAGCUCUUGGGCUUUUGGCUCACUGGACACCAAUGGAUGUUGAAGAUGCUCUAGAGUUGCUAACACCAACAUUCUCUCAUCCGGCUGUGCGAAAGUACGCUAUAACGAGGCUAAAACAGGCACCUGAUGAGGAUUUGCUACUGUACCUCCUGCAGUUGGUGCAAGCCCUCAAGUAUGAGAAUUUUGAAGAGAUCUUUGAGAUCUAUAGAAAAAUUAUGCCCGAAAAGGAGAUAAUGAAGUCAAUUGAUGACAAUCCCUGUGACUCAAUGACAGAGUCAACAGGAAGCCCAGAAGCUUUUGCCGAAAGCUGCGUUCAGAGUAUGACAUCAACAGAAUUGGCUGAGCAGGUGGACAUGGCACAUACAUCACAGGAUCUUGGACACAAUUCCUCCACAGAAAUGUCCGAGGCUUCAAAUACUUUGAUGAGUGACACAAAUUCCAGCUCAAAGUGCAAUUUGGCAUCAUUUCUCAUCCAAAGGGCCUGUCGCAAUGCCACCUUGGCCAAUUAUUUCUUCUGGUAUCUCACGGUUGAGUGUGAGGAUCACAAUCAUAUUCUGAGGAAGCAGGAUGAGAAGGUGAGGGAGAUGUAUAUGACGGUGCUAAAGACAUUUAUGCGGACCCUAUCGACGGGAAGUGCAGAACAUAAGACCAUUCAUGCGAAUCUCAAGAAGCAACAGCGUUUCAUUGAGAAGCUCGUCAAGUUGGUGAAAAUGGUGGCCAAGGAGUCGGGCAAUAGGAAGAAAAAGACGGAGAAAUUUCAGCAAUUGCUGGGUGACACGGAUGCCUUCAAGAUAAAUUUUGCCAAUUUCGAGGCAAGACCCUUUCCACUUGAUCCUGGAGUCUUCAUCAAGGGAAUUGUUUUCCAGAAUGUUACUCUCUUCAAGAGUGCACUGAUGCCUGCAAAGCUCACUUUUAUCACGACAACAAAUGAGGAUUAUGUGGCAAUUUUCAAGCACGGCGAUGAUUUGCGACAGGAUCAAUUGAUACUGCAAAUGAUCACCCUUAUGGACAAGUUGCUGCGGCGGGAGAAUCUCGACCUCAAACUGACUCCUUACAGAGUUCUAGCUACAAGUGCCAGGCAUGGCUUUAUGCAGUACAUUGAUUCAAUAACUGUGGCUGAUGUGAUUGCCAAUGAGGGUGGCAUUCAUAAUUAUUUCCGCAAGCAUCAUCCUUGCGAAAAUGGUCCCUUUGGCUUUGCCUCCGAAAUUAUGGAUACAUACAUAAGGAGCUGUGCAGGAUAUUGUGUUAUCACAUACCUGCUGGGAGUGGGAGAUCGUCAUCUGGAUAAUCUACUGCUGACAACGUCUGGAAAGCUCUUCCAUAUUGAUUUUGGCUAUAUUUUGGGUCGUGAUCCCAAACCCAUGCCGCCUCCAAUGAAACUGAGCCGUGAGAUGGUGGAAGCGAUGGGUGGAGUAAAUUCUGAGUAUCAUCAUGAAUUUCGCAAACUCUGCUAUACGGCCUUCCUCCAUUUGCGACGCCAUGCAAAUCUCAUGCUCAAUCUUUUUUCGCUGAUGGUGGAUGCUUCGGUGCCGGAUAUUGCUCUGGAACCAGAUAAGGCUGUGAAGAAGGUGGAGGAUAAUCUCAAGUUGGGAUUGAAUGAUGAAGAGGCUGUACAGCAUUUACAGGGGCUGCUCGAUUUCUCCAUUUCCGCCGUUAUGCCCGCUCUUGUUGAACAAAUUCACAAAUUAGCCCAAUAUCUGAGAAAGUAAAGAAAUUAUUGUCUCUAUAGCUUCGACUGACAGAUAUAACUAUAUUGAAGAAGAAAUUGAUUAUAAAAAAAAAAAUCUUGAUCACAAAUUUUUUAGGACAUAGUGUUGUAUUUUUAAUGAAAGAAAUGAAAAAAAAAACAAAUCUGUAUUAAAAUGUAGAAAUUUA
Phlebotomus papatasi is the source of this 3109-nucleotide messenger RNA. RefSeq names its product phosphatidylinositol 3-kinase catalytic subunit type 3 (gene Pi3K59F). The record is from RefSeq and is a predicted model, not a curated record. The coding region runs from base 193 to 2943 and encodes 916 amino acids. Gene Ontology annotation, biological process: autophagy of peroxisome; endocytosis; phosphatidylinositol-mediated signaling. Lineage: Eukaryota; Metazoa; Arthropoda; Insecta; Diptera; Psychodidae. Gene Ontology annotation, cellular component: peroxisome; endosome; cytoplasm. The transcript has 5 exons. Gene Ontology annotation, molecular function: 1-phosphatidylinositol-3-kinase activity.